CGCACUGAGUUUGUCCCUCCGCGACCACCGUCGCCCGGGCAGGCGCCUGCCGCGCGCGCCGCCCGCCUCGCUCUCGCGCGCUCCUCCACCCCACGCCGUGCGUGCCUUGCGUGCCUUGCGUGAGCGUGCGCGGGCGCGUCGGCCGGCAAGGGAGCAGCAAACGGCCGGCGGCGGGCGGCGGGCGCCGCGCGGGGGGCGGGCGGCGCGGAGGAGGCGGCAGUGGCCAUGGCCGAGGCGUCGCCGCAGCCCGGACGGUACUUCUGCCACUGCUGCUCGGUCGAGAUCGUGCCGCGCCUGCCGGAUUACACCUGCCCCAGAUGCGAGUCUGGUUUUAUUGAGGAGCUUCCCGAAGAGACCAGGACACCCCAUCCUCCCAGGAGUACAGAGAAUGGUUCCGCCCCCUCCACAGCCCCCACGGACCAGAGCAGGCCACCGUUUGAGAACGCGGACCAGCACCUGUUCACACUGCCACAGGGCUACGGGCAGUUUGCUUUCGGCAUCUUUGACGACAGCUUCGAGAUCCCCACGUUCCCCCCUGGGGUGCAGGCCGACGAGGGCAGGGACCCUGAGAGCCGUCGGGAGAGAGAGCAGCACUCCCGGCACCGGUAUGGCGCCCGGCAGCCUCGCGCCCGCCUCACUGCACGACGGGCCACCGGCCGGCACGAAGGCGUCCCCACGCUGGAAGGGAUCAUCCAGCAGCUGGUCAAUGGCAUCAUCACUCCUGCCAGCAUCCCCAGCCUGGGCCUGGGCCCCUGGGGUGUCCUGCACUCAAACCCGAUGGACUACGCCUGGGGGGCCAACGGCCUGGAUGCCAUCAUCACGCAGCUCCUCAAUCAGUUUGAAAACACGGGCCCCCCCCCAGCAGACAAAGAGAAGAUCCAGGCCCUCCCCACCGUCCCUGUCACCGAGGAACACGUAGGCUCCGGGCUGGAGUGUCCCGUGUGCAAGGACGACUACGGGCUGGGAGAGCGCGUGAGGCAGCUGCCCUGCAGUCACCUCUUCCACGACGGCUGCAUCGUUCCCUGGCUGCAGCAGCACGACAGCUGCCCCGUGUGCCGGAAGAGCCUCACCGGACAGAACACGGCCACCAACCCCCCGGGCCUGAGCGGCGUGAGCUUCUCGUCCUCGUCGUCCUCGUCGUCCUCGAGCUCACCGAGCAACGAAAACCCAGCGGGCAACUCGUGAGCGCGCCGGCCGGCCUCCAGAGAGGGCACAGGACCUGGGCCUUGCCAGGCCCGGCGGGGCGGGGCGGGGCAGGGGGCGGCGCGGCGGGGCUGGAGCCUGGAGGUACCCCCGCCUGCCUCCGCCCCCGCACCACCCCCGCGCCCGCCACCACCACCGCCACCGCCGGCCGAGCCUCGAGGACCGCAGCCCCCCGGGCCGGAGCAGGCUCAGCCCUCCCCGCGGAGUGUGUCGCGCAGGAGCCUGGGCACGCGUCGACCCCCCCACCCGUUUGUCUCUAACCUCACCCCUACACAUUCGACGGCGGAAAGGUUUUUAUAAUUUUAAAUUAUUACUGCUUUGAAAUAAAUGGACGUUUAGCUCACGUGCGGCCUGCAUGAUCUGUGGAGAGAGCGGGUGGAGCCGCUAGGCCGUGGUCUCCGCGACGCCUGGACGGGUCGCCAGCCCCCAACCCAGGCGCCGGGAGCUCGGGACCACAGGAUGACCAGCAAAACAAGAACAAAACUGCUCCGACAGACAUUUUUUAAAGGAAAAAAUACGUGUAUCUUGAAAGCUAUUUAAAAAUACACCUACUUAGAGAA
Neofelis nebulosa (Clouded leopard) is the source of this 1763-nucleotide messenger RNA. It is a transcript of the gene RNF126, whose product is annotated as ring finger protein 126. Lineage: Eukaryota; Metazoa; Chordata; Mammalia; Carnivora; Felidae. Gene Ontology annotation, molecular function: ubiquitin protein ligase activity. Gene Ontology annotation, biological process: protein ubiquitination. Gene Ontology annotation, cellular component: cytoplasm. The record is from RefSeq and is a predicted model, not a curated record. The transcript has 9 exons. Bases 226 to 1185 code for a protein of 319 amino acids.